Messenger RNA from Poecilia reticulata (guppy), 1110 nucleotides. The record is from RefSeq and is a predicted model, not a curated record. Lineage: Eukaryota; Metazoa; Chordata; Actinopteri; Cyprinodontiformes; Poeciliidae.
UCGGGACGACAACUUCCUUAGUAACAAGCAGCUUGCUUGGAGAUGCCUGGUUAGCAUGUAGCUAAAUGUUACUUCGGAGGAUAUUUUCUGAAAUUUCUUAAUUACUUGUAUAUGAAACAGAGUCCGUGUUUGGCGUUAUGUAUGUAGUGGAAACUAAACUGUAAAACUAACAUUGUUUUUGUAGCUGAUUUAACUAUUUAACUCCGGAUCCGUUCACCGAACCAUGUCUCCGCUAGCCAAAUGAUUAUUAGCCGUUUGUGUUCACUUCACGUCCUCCUCCUGUGUGGACGUUUGUCUCUCUCAGCCGCAGAUUUAGGGUUCACUGACUCUACCAUCUCCAGCCAAACAAAUGGGGACCCUUUCGGCUCACCCACCCCGGUUCCGGGUGUUAAGGGGGCCUCAGAGGAAGCCACUCUUUAUCCCACUUUGGUCACAGAAACUCCGUCUCCAACCACCGACCAAACUCCGAUGUCAACAAAGGGUGACCCACAGAUUUGUCUCUGUGAUCUAACUCCUGGUUUCUGCGACAUCGGCUGCUGCUGUGACACAGCUGAUUGUGAUGUUGCCAACCUAUCCACCGUCUUCACCGACUGUCCAAAAGAAGACGUGAAACAAGUUUGCAUCGAAAAAUGGCUGAUGUUCAGAGCCAACGUGGAUUCCUCACUCAUCACGGUGACGGACACAUUGUUUUGUGUUCACACAGAAGCAGCAGCAGCACCCCCACACGGCUGGGCCUUUGCUACGAUUCAGGACGGAGAAGUUAAUCCCCGCCCAGUCUCCAGCUCGGCCGCAGAGCCCAUCCAGAGCGUCUACCUCCCUCACCAGGUGACCCUUACCUACGCCACCCAGGGACGGGUUGCAGGACAGCACGCCUGUGAGGAAGAAGGCACAGAGGGUCUCUGCCCCCACUCGGGCCGCUGCAGCUGCUGCCUCGGUUCCUGCGUGGCCCCCGCCCACCACGAUGACAUCAUACCGCUGUCUGGAGAGCUGACUGGCUCUCCUGGAAACCAGGAACAAGACGCUCUGCACUGGGCGAAGCUUCUUCGUCAACAUCACGUCAACGCCCCCUCCCCCUUCCAGCCGGUUUCCAGUCAGCCGCGCGCGGAUUGA